AUGCUUCCCAGACUUCUCCUGCGCCCACCAGCAAGGGGCAUACAUACCACUGCCCACACAUUCUACUCUCCCACCCCGGCUUUCCUCCGCGACCACCUCGCUAGCCACCCCGCACCUCCCGACUCGACCUCUGUCUUUCUCCUCUCCACCUCUCUGCCCGACCUCCCCGCCCAUCUCGCAGCUGUCCAAGGCAUAUCACCGCAGUCGAUAGGAUCAUUCUGUGUCUCUCCGCCAGGGUCAGAGCCUGCCCUGUCCCUUGCAACCUUCUGGGAUGCCGACAUCACACUAUUCAAAUCGGAGCUCUCUGGCCGCGCACCGGCAGAAGUAGGCCGGUUUCAGAGACCAGAGCGCCAGCGCGAGACCAGGUCCGAAGAUCUCAGAGGUAGCACGCAGAGUGAUGUCGAGGGGACUUUCGGUCAGGGCUGGGAGAGUAUAUGGAAAGGGGAGAACAAUGUGGAGAAGAUUGCAGGUUUGGAAGGCGUGCAGGCGGAUAGUUUCUUGCUGCUCAGCGAUUCUCGGCCUGCACCUGUGCUGAGUGCUCUGGAUAGCAUGUUCCCAGCCGCUGCCAAAACGGGCCUGCUCACUGCGCCUACACCAUUCAUCACGAACCGUCCCCAUACUCUCUUGUACAACAAGGAGAUCCUCCAGUCGGGCACGAUUGGUCUAGCUAUCAACAGCAAUCCUACCACCAAGACAGACUUUGGGCUGUCUGCCAUGGUAGAACCCGUCACCAUCACUUCCGCCCGCGGCAACAUGCUCCUUGCUAUCGACGGCAUCAAUAGCAACCCUACGCAACUCCUCAUCAGCGCUAUCCAGCAGCGAGGUGGGACUGGUCUCACGAAAGAGGAAGAAUUCUUCCUGGGCUUCCUCGAAGGGGGCAAAGUGAAGAGGGUGACGCGCAUUGUCAGUGGAGAUCCCGGAAGAGGCGCCAUGUCGCUUGAUACGGAAGAGCCGUUGCUGGAAGGGCAGACCGUGCAAUUCAUGCACCGCUCCGCCAUACUCUUCCCCCAACCACUCGCCCGUUCCAUCACGUUCACCUCACUCCCCCCAGCUGACCAAAUUGGAGACCACCCGAUAGGCACCCCCCGGGUGUCAGAAGGAUUCCUCGCCUCGAGCGAGGAGGGGUUCAUCUAUUCCAACCCGCAGUCAUGGGUCUGUACAGCUCCUGGCGCUGUCACCACCGCGUCUUGGUACAAGGCAUGGUGA
This is a messenger RNA of Cryptococcus wingfieldii CBS 7118, 1206 nucleotides long. RefSeq lists its product as hypothetical. The coding region runs from base 1 to 1206 and encodes 401 amino acids. The record is from RefSeq and is a predicted model, not a curated record. NCBI's taxonomy places the organism in Eukaryota, Fungi, Basidiomycota, Tremellomycetes, Tremellales, Cryptococcaceae. The transcript has 4 exons.